GACGUGGUUUGGUUUCACAAGUGCUUCUGGCCCGUCGCAUCUCUUGCUCGUCGGGACGCAUAGACCGAUUUGUUGGACUUUGACAUCGAUUUGACAUGGCGCUACAUUCUAAACUCGUCGCAAUCGGAAUCUAUAACCGGCCUACUGCCUUCGUCCUUUGACCUCCAUACCUAGGAGGGUGGUGUACAUCUACUAUAUCAGCCUGACCCUUUGGUCGAGGUUACGGAACCCCGAACAUGUGGGAUUCUCUCUCCAAACCGCCCGAGGGCCUCAUUGGAGGUUACCAGGGUGGUAGCAUGGCCAUCAAGAUUUUGAUGGCAGUCUUCUGUGCAAUUGCUCUGUAUAAUGCUGUCGAACUCGUCAUCCUCAUCUUCCUCACCUUCACUCGCUACAGCGGUCUCUAUUUCUGGGCCAUGUUGCUCUCCGCCGUGCUUGGCGUCAUCCCCCAAGCAAUCGGCUUUUUGCUGGAAUUCUUCGCCAUCGGGCCUCUCUGGUUUGCAGUCACCUUCUCUACAUUAGGCUUUUACUUCAUGGUCCCAGGCCAGUCCAUUGUCCUCUACUCUCGACUCCAUUUGGUCGUACAGAGCCAAACGCUGCUGCGGCGGGUGCUGUACCUUAUCAUCUUCGAUACGAUCGUCCUAUUGAUUCCUACCACCGUUCUCACUUAUUGUACGAUUUAUGUCGGCACCACGCCCGUUAUUCGAGGGUUCAAUGUGAUGGAGCGCAUGCAGCUUGCUUGGUUUUGCGCACAGGAAAUUCUCAUCUCGAUCAUCUACAUCGCCGAGACUCUGAAGCUGCUACGUUUGCGGCCCGAAAAGGACGCUGAACGGCAUAAGACCAUGUAUGAGCUGAUAGCCAUCAACCUGGUGAUUAUUCUCUUGGAUGUCGCGCUCCUGGUUCUAGAGUAUGUGGGACUAUACACACUCCAGACCACCUUGAAGGCUGCAGUGUACAGUGUGAAGCUGAAGCUGGAAUUUGGCGUCCUGAGGAAACUGGUUUCGCUGGUCAAUACCCGCCCGGCGGAGUCGAGCUCCUCGGAUCAGGAGACCUACCCAACAUUUGUUGAUCCCAACCAAAUCACGGGAGAUGUGACACGUGCUGCCCCCGCCUACAGUCGACGGCAGUCGCGGUACCCAUGGACGGCCAUCUCUAUGGACAGUCUGGUCCUAUCCGAUCGCCGAAGUCAGCAUGUCACCUCGUCGGAAAUAGAGCGGCCUUCCUAACAUUCGAAUUGUCUCUGUGCUGCAAAUCUCUGCU
Messenger RNA from Aspergillus vadensis CBS 113365, 1257 nucleotides. RefSeq lists its product as uncharacterized. NCBI's taxonomy places the organism in Eukaryota, Fungi, Ascomycota, Eurotiomycetes, Eurotiales, Aspergillaceae. The transcript has a single exon. The record is from RefSeq and is a predicted model, not a curated record. The coding region runs from base 237 to 1223 and encodes 328 amino acids.